Cinclus cinclus is the source of this 2244-nucleotide messenger RNA. It is a transcript of the gene PHEX, whose product is annotated as phosphate regulating endopeptidase X-linked. Bases 1 to 2244 code for a protein of 747 amino acids. Gene Ontology annotation, cellular component: plasma membrane. The record is from RefSeq and is a predicted model, not a curated record. Gene Ontology annotation, biological process: protein processing. NCBI's taxonomy places the organism in Eukaryota, Metazoa, Chordata, Aves, Passeriformes, Cinclidae. The transcript is spliced from 22 exons. Gene Ontology annotation, molecular function: metalloendopeptidase activity.
AUGGAAGGAGAGACAGUCCCCGAGGCCAGGGGAGCAGCCAGCAAAGCCACUCGGAUCGCCCUCGGAGUCUUUGUGAGUGGCACUCUGGUGCUUGGCACCGCUCUCUUCUUGGUUAGCCAAGGUCUAAUAAAGUUCCAUCCAAAGCAACAGUACUGUUUGACUGCAGAAUGCAUUGAAGCUGCUGCUGGCAUCCUGAGCAAGAUAAAUCGAUCUGUAGAUCCAUGUGAGAACUUCUAUCGAUUUGCAUGUGAUGGCUGGAUAUAUAAUAACCCUAUUCCUGAAGAUAUGUCCAACUAUGGUGUUUAUCCCUGGCUGCGACACAAUGUGGACCUCAAACUAAAGGCAUUGCUAGAGAAACCCAUCAGCAAAAGGCGAGACAGUGAAGCUGUACAGAAGGCCAAGAUCCUUUAUGCAUCCUGCAUGAAUGAGAAUAAAAUUGAAAAAGCCGAUGUGAAACCCCUGUUAAGUAUACUGAAGCAUUCGCCUUUCCGCUGGCCUGUGCUGGAAUCCAAUAUUGGACCCGAAGGACUGUGGUCAGAAAGGAGGUUCAGCUUAGUCCAAGCCUUGGCAACUCUUCGUGGCCAGUACAGCAGCUCUGUCUUCAUCCGUUUGUAUGUGGCUGCUGAUGACAAAAUCUCCAAUCGCUACAUCCUGAAGCUUGAUCAAGCAAGCCUCUCUCUGGCAUCUCGAGAGGAUUACCUAGAAAAUACAACAGAAGCCAAAUCUUACCGAGAUGCCUUUUUGCAGUUCAUGGUUGAUACAGCAGUGCUUCUGGGUGCAAACGCUUCCCGAGCUGAAUCUGAUAUGAAAUCAGUUCUAAAGCUGGAAGUUAAAAUAGCAGAGAUCAUGAUUCCAUAUGAAAAUCGAACAAGUGAGGUGAUGUACAAUAAAAUGAACAUAUCGGAGCUUAGUGCCAUGAUUCCACAGUUUGACUGGCUUGGAUACAUCAAGAAGGUGAUUGACACCAAACUCUAUCCUGAGCUUAAAGAUAUAGGUCCUUCAGAAAAUGUGAUUGUACGUGUUCCCCAGUACUUCAAAGAUUUAUUCAGGAUACUGGAGAAUGAAAGGAAAAAGACUCUUGCCAAUUACCUGGUAUGGAGGAUGGUUUAUUCAAGGUUAUUUAACCUCAGUAGACGCUUUCAGUAUCGGUGGCUGGAAUUUUCUCGGGUGAUCCAUGGCACUACAACUUUGCUGCCUCAAUGGGAUAAAUGUGUGGACCUUGUAGAAAAUGCCCUCCCCUACGUUGUGGGUAAGAUGUUUGUGAAAGCCCAUUUUCAAGAAGACAAGAAAGAGAUGAUGGAGGAAUUGACUGAAGGAAUUCGCUGGGCUUUUAUUGACAUGUUAGAAAAGGAAAACGACUGGAUGGACUCUGAAACAAAAAGAAAAGCUCAUGAAAAGGCAAAAGCAGUUAUGGCGAAAGUUGGUUACCCUCAGUUUAUAAUGAAUGACACAUAUAUUAAUGAAGACAUCAAAACACUGAAGUUUACAGAAAGUGAUUAUUUUGGCAAUGUAUUGCAAACUCGCAAAUAUGCAGCCCAAUCUGAUUUCUACUGGCUUAGAAAAGAAGUUCCAAAAACAGAGUGGUUUACAAGCCCAACUACUGUGAAUGCUUUUUAUAGUGCAUCUACCAACCAGAUAAGAUUCCCAGCAGGAGAACUUCAAAAGCCUUUCUUUUGGGGAACAGAGUAUCCCAGGUCAUUAAGUUAUGGUGCCAUAGGAGUGAUCGUUGGCCAUGAGUUUACUCAUGGAUUUGAUAGCAAUGGUCGGAAAUAUGACAAAAAUGGAAAUUUAGACCCUUGGUGGACGACUGAUUCUGAAGAAAAAUUUAAAGAGAAAACAAAAUGCAUGAUUAAUCAGUACAACAAUUACUACUGGAAGCAAGCUGGCUUACAUGUGAAAGGGAAGAGAACUUUAGCAGAAAACAUUGCAGAUAAUGGAGGUUUGCGAGAAGCUUUCAGGGCAUACAGGAAAUGGAUUACAGAAAAGAGGGGAGGAGAAGAAGAGCCUUUGCUGCCAGGCCUUGAGUUCACACAUAACCAGCUUUUCUUUCUGAGUUAUGCCCAUGUAAGAUGCAAUUCCUUUAGACCGGAAUCUGCGAGGGAGCAAAUAUAUACUGGAGCUCACAGCCCUCCUCAGUUCAGAGUAAUUGGAGCCAUGAGCAACUUUGAGGAGUUCCGUAAAGCUUUCAAUUGCGCGGCGAACACGACGAUGAACCGCGGGGCAGAGUCCUGCCGGCUGUGGUAG